AUGGACGCCUUCCAUCACCCGGAGAAGCCUCGACCGACGGGGGAAUCCAUUGGCGGCGAAGUGGCUCGACAAUUCUGGGUUCGAGUAUGCUCCAUGUCGACGCCGACAUUCCGAAGCCGAUUCUUGAAAAAUAUACAAGACUACCUGCACGGCACUGCUGAACAGGCCGAGGACAGAGACAAGUCACACAUUCGCGACCUGCCUAGUUAUCUUGAGCUCCGGCGCAAGACGAUUGGCGUCCUGUCCUCCUUUGACAUGCUUGAGAUGGACAAGUCCAUCCCAGACUUGGUACUCGAGGAUCCCGCCUUCCAAGAAUUGCUGGACUUGGCUGUCGACCUAACAAUCAUUGCCAACGAUGUCUUGUCUUUUGACAAGGAGCAAGCUGUGGGAGACGAUCAACAUAACCUUGUUACGAUUGUCAUGGCCGAGCAGGGCAUGGACGUCCAGAGCGCAGUCAACUGGGCGGGCCGACUGCACUCCACCAUGACGGACCGCUUCAACGAGCUCUUCUCGCAGCUCUCUCGAUGUGGCGGCCUCUUCGAUGAGGAAGUAAAGUCUUACAUGAAAGGCGUGGGGCAGUGGGUGGGUGGGAAUGUCCAAUGGAGCUUCGAAGGUGAGAGAUACUUUGGGAAACGCGGGUUGGAAGUGAUGAAGACGCGUAGCCUGUGUCUCACACCUAAGCUGGGGCAACCCGGGUUGGAGAUUGGCCCCGUCAUCGUCGAUGAUGUCUCGAUGAAGCAAGUGAUAGUCAGCUCAAUUACGGAGUCCUAA
Messenger RNA from Cryphonectria parasitica EP155, 771 nucleotides. Its product is annotated as terpenoid synthase. The transcript is spliced from 3 exons. The coding region runs from base 1 to 771 and encodes 256 amino acids. The record is from RefSeq and is a predicted model, not a curated record. Lineage: Eukaryota; Fungi; Ascomycota; Sordariomycetes; Diaporthales; Cryphonectriaceae.